This is a messenger RNA of Hermetia illucens (black soldier fly), 1491 nucleotides long. RefSeq lists its product as uncharacterized. Gene Ontology annotation, biological process: lipid metabolic process. The transcript has 7 exons. Gene Ontology annotation, molecular function: phosphoric diester hydrolase activity. Bases 56 to 1405 code for a protein of 449 amino acids. The record is from RefSeq and is a predicted model, not a curated record. Lineage: Eukaryota; Metazoa; Arthropoda; Insecta; Diptera; Stratiomyidae.
CUUAAUAUAUGAGCUUUUUUCCGUUCAGUCUAACUUAACACUUCAAACCGGCAAAAUGAGCAACAAGUUCUGUCCAUUUUCAGUAGUUUUAGUGGUUUGUGCAGUGAUUGAAGUCGAAUGUUGUCCAACACACAUCUCGAUUUGGCCCAAUGGGAAGACAUCAUUUGAAGCGACUAUCCAGGUGCGAUGGGAUCAAAACUGCGAUCCAAAGCCGAACUGGAUUAAGUUUUUUGAGAAGGAUCCUGCGAUAUCAAAUUUAUUCCCCAAAUCUGCAAUAGAAAUUCACAACGAUUCCUCCACGGAUGUAGUGAUUGACCAAAGAAUCGGGAAGCUUUUAUUUCCCGGCGGAUGGAACCGUAACGACCAAUUGUCAUUGCAUUCAACCAAACCGAAAACAUAUCCGCGUGGGAGAUGCUUGGAUUACUAUGUCGCCAGCUUCCGUGAUAGUGAUCUGUUGAGUGUUAAUUGUCUGAAAAUUCAACCAAAUUGGAUGCGCCUGACUGAACAUAUCGCGGAUAUACCACUGAAGAGUCUUUUUAUACCAGGAACACAUGCAUCAGGCUGUUACUACAAUAUUACCAAAAAAGGUUCUUGGAAAAUGGAGAAGUUCUAUCACACUCAAAACUACGAUGUAUGGACACAACUUGUAUUCGGUGUACGAUUUUUAGAUCUGAGUUUGGGGUACUUCCUGAGCAACACCGCGAAAUACAGUAUAUCGACGGUUUAUGAAGACACGCUCGUAAACCCAAUAAUCAACAUUUUGGUGGAUGUGAGAAACUUUGUACGACUUUCAGGGGAGGUAGUUCUGUUAGAUUUUAGAGACUUCCUGUCAGGUUCUAGGGAUAACGUUCAAUAUUAUCAUGUGCUCAUCAGUUUACUGGAGAUUGAACUGGGAGAAUUUACAUUCAGACGCAAUACAUCCUCUACUCAUAACCAACUUUACGACUUCAGCUUGAAUGAUGUUAUAAAAGCAGGAAAGAAUAUUUUGCUGAUGGGUUCCUUGGAGAAGUUGAAGGAGUUUGAUGUUGAAACAGAUCUCAUUUGGCCGAGCUGGAAAAGUUUUUCAACGGGAAAUCUCAAUGACUCCGAAAUAUUGGACCAAAUGCGACUGAUAUUUUCAGGAAGGUCGAAUUCCCCGACAUACAACGAAGGAUUCAUUUUUCAUUUCAAUAGGGGUCAAGAAGCUUUUCCCCAGUUUGUCGACAAGGUCUCUACAACUCGGGAGCGAGCCAUUUCAAUUAAUUAUAAAAUCAAGGACUGGCUUAGCGGGCCAUGGAGUCUUCAAGCAAAUGUUGUCACAGCAGACUUCAUAAUGAGCACGAAUUUGAUUGAGCUGGCUCUAACGACAAAUCGUUACAAAGCCUAUCGAUUCGCUAAUGAGUUUGUAAGCUUCCCUGUUUCGUAAUAUUUGUACGGUCCUGAAGGAAGAAAUUGUAUUUAUAUCACAUAUUUUGUAUUAUUAUGAAUUAUUAAAGAUUGAUAACAAAGAGA